Molecule: messenger RNA, 5976 nt
Organism: Rotaria sp. Silwood2
Lineage: Eukaryota; Metazoa; Rotifera; Eurotatoria; Philodinida; Philodinidae
Source: the annotation of a GenBank genome assembly
AUGCAAGAAAGUGAAUAUUCACACAAUGAACCAUCAUCUAUUGAUUAUCAUUUGGAAUAUUUGGAUGAAUUUUUACAAUUGAGAUGUGUUUCAGACUUGAUCUCAAUGGGUUUAUUUCCAAAUGCUAAAGAAAUUACUGAAACUUUUGCAAUUUGGUCAGCAUUAAGACGAUACAUUUUUCCACAAUUAUCAACAUCUACUACAUCUUCAAUUGACAAUGAUCGAAACGCAAUUAUUGUUGUUGGUGAUGGCAUGACACCUCGUACAGCUGCUCUAUGUGCAUAUUUAACCAAAGAAUUAUGGCAAUGCUAUAGUAUUGAUCCGAUGCUUCAAUAUGAUACCUACGUCGAUAUGACAUUUAUUAAUCGACGAAGUAUUACAACAGUUGAUCAUUGUAAACAAUGGAAAAGCAUUAGAGGCUUACGAAUGGUACGGGCUAAAAUUCAAACAGUAUCUAUAAAAUGUCGAAAAGCAAUUGUUGCUAUGAUGCAUGCUCAUGUUACCAUUGAAGAUGCAAUUGCAGCUGUAGAUGCAUCUGAAGGUAUUAUUGGUAUUGUUACAUGUCCAUGCUGUAAAUGGGCACCUUACCAAGAAGAAUGGCUCGGACAAACACCACAUUAUCAAUAUACUGAUUUAAGAUUAUUAAGUGCAAAGAAUCAAAUGAAUGUAUGGUAUUUUCCAAAAGGUUGUCAUUAUAGAUCAUCUAUUAUCUCAAUUAGUUCUACUAGUAAUACAGCGACUGAAGAGAAGCAAAUUGCAACCAAACAUAAUAUAUGGGGCAUAGAUACAAGUAUGUUUGAAAAUAUAUUAUAUACUCGUGAUGGAGUAAAACAACGAGCUAUUGAAUUAUGGUCGCAAGUAUUUUCAAAGGGCAUUGAAGCAUUCAAUACUAUUGAUAUUAAUCAAUCAUCAAGUACGAAUAUAUCUAAAGAAGCGAAAUAUUUAAAUAUUCAAUCUAUUAUAGAUGAUUUAGAUAUGUGGCCAUGGGCAUCAACAACAUGGUCACCGAAAGAUAUAUCACUUUUUAUGAAAUCAUGUCGUGCUACGUCAACAUCAUCAUCAUCGAACAAUGUACCAAUGUUACCUUCAUGGUUUAGAAAACCUGUUUUACUCGUCGGAACAAUUGCAGCUAUGCGACGAUGCAAAUAUACAAUUUUUUAUGAAUUAAAUACGUGUGUCAUACCUUCAGAAGAACUUGAAGAUAUUCUAAAACUUACCUGUCAUACAUCAUCUAUGAUAAAUACUACAGAAGAAAAAAUAUAUGCAUCAAACGAUACAUUUCCUGCAUUAUUAAAAUCUGCUGAUCGUAUGUGGACAUGUGUCGAAUACCAACGACAUCUUCAAGCUGUUGCUGCUUAUGAUCCGAUGGUUGAACGAAAAACAAAAAAAAAAUAUUCACAAACAACAAAUGUUAAGGAUAUUACAGAAUCAUCGAAUACUGAUCGUGUCAACGUAAUACUUUCUUUAUUAUCUUACGAACGUAAAAGUACAUCUGCGGAAUAUACAACUACUUCUACACUUUCACAAUCAAAAGAUCAUACAAAAGUGAAAUUAUUUAGUCAUAAUCCCCAACCACGUCAAUCUUUAUUUCCUUGGGCUAUGCACUUACGAGUUGGUGAUAUUUUAGUUGCAUAUUGUGAAUUAGGAUGUAAUGCAUCACAAGGACCACAGUUAUGUUUAAUUGAUGGAAUUCUGUUAUAUGAUAAACAUCAUAUUCUUGAAUAUUCACUUGAAUAUGGAUUUUUACGUUUAUCAUCUCAAACAAGACAAAGACUUAAUAUUGAAGUUUUACUACUGACAUUAGAUUUAACAAAUAAUACAUGUUUUGGUGGUGCUGUAAAUCGAUUUAUGCUUGAUCAAUUUCUUGGAUAUCAAGAUAUUCUUAUGUCGAAUAUAAAGCAAUUAGAAGAAAAAGAAGGUCAUAAAGGUUAUGUUCGAAAUGUAAUGACAAAUGAUCAUUUUCGUUUUGUCAAUUCAUCAUCAAAUCAUCGAUGGUGGACAUAUUUAGGUGCUUUAUUAAUUAUGAUUGUAUUUAUUCAAUUUCGAUUAAGAAGACUUGAACUUGAAAGAUUUGAAGAGAAAACUAUGACCGAUGACAACAAUUACACAAGAAUAUUUAGGAAAUCAAUUCUUCCAGCAGAAUUAAUUGAUCGAGCAGCUAUAUUUACAGUUAAUCGAUUAGGCUUUAAUGUGUAUAUUUGUAUGAAAGGCAAUAUUCAUGAAUAUAGAAGAGCUGCAUCCAGUGGUGAAAAUCGUCAUCAAAUAGAUCGUAUAUCAUCAAAUUAUAAGGAUUGUCCAAUAUUUUCUGCAAUAUGUUUACAUACAUUAGUUAAGACUGAUCGUUCUAAUCAACAUAUCAAUGAUCAUGAUAAAUAUUCUGCACUUGAACAAGUGAAACUGUUAUUUAAACAUUUAUUAGAUUUUUUUUAUUCAAAUCAAAUAGUUGUUUGUUUUGCGUCAAUUAAAUCAUUUCGAGGUUGUUUAACAAAUAUUUCAUUAUUAAAAUUUUUUAAAACUCCAAUACAAACAUAUGCAUUUACAAUGUUAAAAAAUGUUGGUUAUUCAAUUGAACAAAAACUAUCUCAACAAAAAAAUAUUUGUGAAUUAUUACUUAAAUUAUCAGAAAAUGAUGAUGAUAAAUUUUAUCGUUUAUGUCUUUAUUUAUUUCGACGAUCAACUGAAUAUCAUUUUAUAAAUCUUGAAAAUGAAUUAAAAGAAGCUAAUAGAGAAUAUGAAAAUCAAUUGGAACAAUGUCAUAUAUUGAAUGAAAAAAUGGCAACGAUUUUAUCACCACCAAGAGAAAAUUAUGCUUAUGUUCCAUCAAUACGUGUAACACCAACAACAAUUCAAGUUCAACCUUUAAAACUUGUUAAACUACACCGCGUUCUUCGAGAAAAAAACUUUAAUGAUCCAAUGAGUCUUGCACUUGUAGAAAUACGCGAUGAAGCUAAUAAACCUUUAUAUGCACGUGAUUUUCGUUCAUUAAGAGUAAAAUUUAAACAAAUUCUUACAGAAGGUAUUCAAAUAAAUAAAAUGCAUUAUCGAUAUUUACAUCAUUCAAUGUCACAAGUUAAAGAAAAACAAUUUUGGUUUCUUGAUAAUCAUUAUUCAUUAGAAAAUGUUUUAUCAUGGAUGGGAAAUUUUAAUAAUGAACGUGUUGUUGCAAAACAUGCUGCUCGAAUUGCUCAAUGUUUUACAUCAACUGAACCAUCUAUUAGAAUUCCUGCUGAACAUGUGAAAUAUAUUCCAGAUAUUGAAACAGCAGAUAAACAGUAUUGUUUUACAGAUGGUGUUGGUACUUUAUCACAGAGAUAUUGCAAACAGGUACAAAAAGCAUUAGGAAGACGUUUUAUGCCAAGUGUACUACAAAUUCGAUAUGGUGGUUGUAAAGGAACUGUUUCAGUUGAUCCACGACUUGAUGAUCAACCUCAACAACUUGUUAUUCGUGAAUCUAUGCUCAAAUUUACAAGUGAUCAUGAUCAAUUAGAAAUUUGUAAAGUUUCUUCACCGCGUGCACUUUAUCUUAAUCGUCAAGAUAUUCUUCUUCUAUCGAAUCGUGGUAUACCUGAAUCACAUUUUCUUGUUUUACAAAAUGAAAAUCAUCUAUGGCUUGUACAAGCUUUACUAUGUUCAUCAAUUGCAUUUGAAUUAUUGAAUGAUCGUGUUGGUUCAACAUGUUUUAAUUUUCGUGAUAUAGCUAAAGGAAUAAAUCUUGUUGAAGAACCAUUUUUUUUACAACUUAUUGUAACAUGUGGUCAUGAUUGUGUAUCAAAAUUUCAACAACGUGCUAAAAUAAAAACAGCAAAAAAUAAAGCAAGAAAUAUGUUUGGAAUUGUUGAUGAAUAUGGUGUACUUGAAUAUGGACAAGUAUUUAUACAAUAUAAUCAUAUAAAUGAUGAAAAAUUAGAUGUGAUUGAUAAACCACCAAGUGUACCACCAACAAUUUUAGAUAAUGUUAAAGUUGUAAUAACUAAAAAUCCUUGUCAUCAUCCAGGAGAUUUAAGAACAUUUACAGCUGUUGAUAGAGUCGAAUUAAGACAUCUUGUUGAUGUUGUUGUUUUUCCACAAAAAGGUCAUCGACCACAUCCAAAUGAAAUAUCAGGAAGUGACCUUGAUGGUGAUGAAUAUGCUGUUAUAUGGGAUUCAGAUUUAGUACCAUCAACAACUAAUGAUGAACCAUUUGAUUAUGAUUCACAAGAGAAACCAAUUAAACUUGAUCGUCCUGUUGAACGAAAUGAUAUUAAUGAAAUUGUUCUUGAUAUAGCUGCACAAAAUUUAACUGGUGAUAUGUCAAAUUUACAUUUAGCACUAGCUGAUUUAUUAAGUACACGUCAUCCAGAAGUUGUGCGUUUAGCAGGUCUUAUUUCACAAGAACUUGAUGCACCUAAAACUGGUAAACAUCCAAUAUCCAAUGAAGAAUUAAAUCGUUAUCGAAUUGAUUUACUUAAAGAACGUUAUCCAGAUUUUAUGAUGAAAGAACGUUAUAAAUCAUAUUUAUCAGAAAAAAUUAUUGGUAGAUUAAGAAAAAAAAAAAAUUUUUUUUCCCAUAUAAAUAUUGAUUUGUAUUUUUGUUUUUCAGGGCAAUUGUAUCGAUCAGCACGACGUGCAAUUAUUCGAUGGCAUAAAGCUGCUCGAACUCAUUGUAGUUUACGUCAUUUACAAGCAGUACAAAUUAAAGAUGAAUCAUUUGAUGAUGAUAAUCUUGAGACACCACAGAGUCAUAUUUCAAAUGGUUCACGUAAUACAUUGCAAUGGCAAUCAUAUAACAAUACAGGAAAUUAUCAUGAGCCAUCAUUAACUCUUGAUCCUGAUUUAAAUCAUCCAUUAGCUAAAUCUGAGACACGAUGGGCAAGAAAUUUAUUUUCAAUGUAUCGUGAAAAUUUACGUAAUAUUAUAAGUGUAUUUAAUUAUCAAGAUGAAAUUGAUUUAUUUUGUCGAUGUGAAGCACUUGAUCAAGUAGCAUCAGGUAAACAGGAUCUUAAUAUAUCAGCUGGUCUUGAAUUACAACGAUUAAUUGAUACAACACGUCGUCAUUUUUAUCAUAGUUUUGAACAAUUACGUACAGAUUCAAAUUUCAAACCACUACAUGAUAAUCCAUGUACACGUGAUUCAUCAUGUUCUGAAUGUGAAGAAAUUAAAUUAGCACGAGCCGCUGCUUGUUAUUAUGUUUGUUAUUCUCAAGCUGCUAAACAAUCAACAAAAGCUCGUUCUCGCAUUCUUAGUUUUCCAUGGUUAUUUGGUACAUUAUUAACUGAAUUAAAAAAACGAAAACAAAAUUCUAAUAGUAAUAAUAAUAAUAUAUCAAAACAUAUUGUUAUUGGACGUGCAAUGCGUAAUGUAGCAAAACGAUUAAUUGAAAAUAAAGAAUUAAAAUUAAAAAUUUUUUGGCCUGCUUAUUCAGAUAAGGCUUAUCUUUUUUUACGUUCAAUAAAAUCAACUAUUACAAAUAAUUCAAAGUUAUUCAAACGGGACAUUAUUGAAAAUGAUCAACAAACAGAUUCAAUGUGUUUAUCAAAAAUUUUAUUUAUUGAAAUAAUGAAUAAUUGGAUAAGACAACAAAAUGUUUUUGAUGAACAUUCAACUCCUGCAGAUAAAAAGCCACGUAUUCGUGAAAUUUGUUGGCAUCAAUUGUUGAUCAAUUUUAUUUUAUUACCAAAUGAAGAUAUGUCCAAUGAAAACCCUUCAAAUUUGUCAUCAAGUUUUGAACAAUAUAAAGUUGUCUGCCAAUCAUUCAAUAACCCAUUAAUGAUUGAACGUUAUAUGGACCAUAUUGAACGUCGAGUAUCGAUAUCAUCCAUAGAUUUUGAUAAUUCUAUGUAUAAUUAUUGUAUAUGUUUAAUACGUCUUUGUUUUCGAUUAGCACGUGAGCAAAAAUCAAAUGAAUAUGCGUAUUUAAGUGAUUAUUUAAUUCUUGCUUUACAAUCAAUUGGCAUUGAAAAAGAACUCAAUGACAUUUCGAUUGAUAUUGAUACCUAG